AUGGAUAUCGACAGAAUCAAGCGAAGAAGGGCCGUGGUGCUAACAUCUACAACCAAGCUGCUCAACGAAGUAUCCACCAUGGACGGCAUUGCAUCAAUCGGGGAGCUGGAAGAAAAGAUAAAUCUUUCUCUUAAAGAGGACUCACUAAAAGAGCUAGACCGGGAGAUAGAAAAAGGUGUUGAAGAUGAAGCUUUCGAAGAGGAAGUUGCAUGCUCCGAAAUGUACAGAGAAAAGAUCAGCGUGGCGAAAACAAAGGUACAACGCAUGCUACGCGACUUUAGCUGCACAAAUGCUUCAUCAGAUCUCACACUAAACUUCUCAGAUCAAAGAGAAUCUAGCGCAAACGAUCCGCAAAUACGCCCCACCGUAAAGGUGCCAAAGCUCGAAAUCAACAAAUUCAAUGGAGAGCUUCGAGAUUGGCAAGGGUUCUGGAGUCGGUUUGAGUCGACUAUCAACGAUAACCAGAACCUCUCAAACGUAGACAAAUUCAAGUACCUUAACCGCUAG
Dermacentor andersoni is the source of this 507-nucleotide messenger RNA. NCBI's taxonomy places the organism in Eukaryota, Metazoa, Arthropoda, Arachnida, Ixodida, Ixodidae. The record is from RefSeq and is a predicted model, not a curated record.